GAGUCGGUACUGCAGCCUGUUAUAUAUAUGCGAAGGAGGCGUGUGGUUACGCUCCACUCCGCUAACAUCGCUUUUCGCCAACUGAAAACAACCCGUGUGUGUGUUGGCGAUUAGUAAAACAGCAGCCGUGCCCCGCCGCGCCCCCACCCCUAGCGGAGCCGUCAUGUGGCAGGAGGCCCGCAAACAUGAGCGCAAGCUCCGUGGCAUGAUGGUAGACUACAAACGGCGAGGCGAGCGCCGGCGAGAGUACUAUGAGAAGAUAAAAAAAGAUCCUGCUCAGUUUCUUCAAGUUCACGGUCGAGCCUACAAAAUCCAUCUGGAUCCAGCUGUGGCACUGGCCGCAGAGAGCCCUGCAAACAUGAUGCCUUGGCAAGGAGAUGCCAACAACAUGAUUGACAGGUUUGAUGUUAGGGCUCACCUGGACUACAUCCCCACCUACACGCCACCUCUGCUCACCACAUCCACUCCAGAGCAGGAGAUGGAGGAGAGAAAGUGUAACUAUGAGCGCUACAGAGGCCUUGUACAGAAUGACUUUGCCAACAUCUCUGAGGAGCAGUGUUUAUACCAGAUCUACCUGGAUGAGCUCUAUGGUGGUCUGCCCAAACCAAAUGAGGAUGAGAAGAAAAAACUGGCUGAGAAGAAGGCCACCAUUGGUUACACGUAUGAAGACAGCACUGUAGCAGAGGCUGAGCCCCAGUCAGACAAAGAGGAAGACAAUUCAGAAAACAGUGAAUCCGAAGAUGACGAAGGCAUUCCAGAUAUCGAUGUGGAGGUUGAUGUUGAUGAGCUGAACCAGGAGCAGGUGAUGGACCUGAACAAAAUGGCAACGCCAUAUGGAAUGGCUGAAGGAGACUUUGUCAGGAUGUUGAGGAAAGACAAGGAAGAAGUGGAGGCCAUCAAACAUGCCAAAGCUCUGGAGGCGGAGAAGGCCAUGUACUCUGGCCGCCGCUCUCGUAGACAGAGGAGGGAGUUCAGAGAGAAGAGGCUAAAAGGAAGACAAAUCAGCCCUCCGAGCUACGCCAGGAGAGACAGUCCAACGUAUGAUCCUUAUAAACGGCCAGAGUCAGAGUCCAGCUCUGAGUCGCGGUCACGCUCACGUACUCCCGGUCCAGAGAAGAUCACUUUCAUCACCAGCUUCGGCGGCAGCGACGACGAAGCCGCGGCAGCACCGCAAACAGCUGCUCCUCACUCUGGCCACGCCCCUUCCAACUCGCAGCACUCUGCAGGUCAUAGCAGGGGCUCCCGGAGACGAAGGUCAUCCAGCAGCCACUCCCCUUCUUCCUCCUCGCGCUCCUCCUCUCGGUCCUCCUCUCGCUCAUCCUCACAUUCACGUCGACCCCGACGAGGACGCGGGGGAAGAGAUGGGCGUCGAUCCCGGAGUCGCUCGCGGUCAAGGCGGCGCUCUAGGUCCUACUCGCGAGGUAGAGGAGGGAACGGAGGAUCGUGGAGGAGACGUGACCGGUCACGCUCCAACGACAGAGACAGAGAACGCGAGAGGGACAGAGAGCGAGAACGAGACCGGGAUCGAGAUAGGGACAGAGACAGGGAUAGGAGACGAUACUCGGCACGUAGAAGAACAAGGUCCCGCUCGAGCUCACGUCAGGGCGGCAGCUCGAGGCGAGGGGGUCGGAGCAGUGGAGGACAUCGUCGUGGUGACAGCGGCAGCCGCAGUCCCUCACGAACCCCUAGCCGCCCUCGCCGUAGCCCAUCCCCUGCCCACAGAGGGGCCCAGCCUGCUACCAUUGCCAUCUCUGACAAGUUAAGAAAGCCUGACACUUCGGGUGGUAAAGAGACGGGAGCUGCCAAACCCAAGAUGACCCCACAGGAACGGCUGAAGCUGAAAAUGCAGAAGGCUCUCAACAAGCAGUCCAAGGCGGAUAAGAAAGCCGCUCAGGUGAAGAUCCAGCAGCAGGAACACAAACGACAGGAGCGAGAAGGCGAACUGCGAGCCAUGGCACGCAAGAUACGCAUGAAGGAGCGCGAGCGCCGUGAGAAAGAAAGGGACGAAUGGGAAAGACAAUACGGGCGACAGAGCCACUCGCCUUCUCCUUCCAAAUAUGGCCGAGAAUACAACUCAUACAGAAGGAGGUCGCGGUCUCGAUCGCGGAGUCCAUCCUACAGAUACUGAGCGGAUGGCUGGACAGCAGUACAUCGGUUUCGAGCACAUACUAUCCAACAACAGCCUACAUACAACAUGGAAACAUGAAGAAAUGACUGCUGGCUAACCAACCACAAAUCUGCACCUGGAUGUUCUCUGGUUUUGUUCCUGUGACACCUUCAGCCCUUUUCAGACAUGGAUUGUUUUAUUCACACUGAAGGUCACACUGCUGCUUUCUGAGAACAAUUGUGAUGCCUGGCACCUGUAGCCUCAAACACUAAAGGUGUGUACUCACACUUGGCUACAGUGACUAAGAGUGGAAUCUCUGUAUGUGUGCUGCAUGGUGCUUCCCCUUACACACAAGCUCAACAUGCAGAUUCCUGCUUUUCUUUUAAAGCAGAAUUAAGUAAGAGAAGAAUCUCUAAAUAUUCCCUAAACGUAGAAACUAAUUUUUGAUCGUGUGCAGGUUUCUGUGGUUCAGGCUUUAGUGAGGCGAACACCACAAAGAUGCAGAAGGGCCAUGUGCCUGUCUGUCCUUUCUAAAGCGACUGCAUCAGUCGACCUGCUGUGAUGAAUGUGACGCAGAAGGCCGCUGUGUUCAGGUGAAGGAUAUGUCUGAAAAGGGCUCCAGUCACUAAAUACAGUUAAUUGGUUUAAUUUCUCCUUGUAAAGACGGUCUUAUCAAAUAACAAACUCUGGUUUCUCCACUUCUGCAUGCUCUCCCUCUCCGUUUCCCUUUCUGAACACUUCCUCUCAGCACGGAGACAUUUGUAUCUACUACUAAGCAAUACCUGCAGUUUGUAUCCUCCUCACAUCACAGCCUCCUCCCACAGCUUCUUUUUUAAUAUGAAAACAUUAAACCGAAGAACAUUUUAAACGCCUCCUGUGUGACCUGUCCAUCUGAAAUCACCUCACAGAAAGCCGAUGAAGUCAAAGUCUCGAUGCAUUUAUUAAAGUGGCUGCUCUUUUUGUACCGUCCUCAACCAGCUGUUGACAAAAGCAGAGAAGUCUUUGUUCUCAGUGAUGUGGAAUGUUAAAUACAAUAAAAUUUACUUUGAA
Oreochromis aureus is the source of this 3157-nucleotide messenger RNA. RefSeq names its product CLK4-associating serine/arginine rich protein. The record is from RefSeq and is a predicted model, not a curated record. NCBI's taxonomy places the organism in Eukaryota, Metazoa, Chordata, Actinopteri, Cichliformes, Cichlidae. The transcript has 21 exons. The coding region runs from base 164 to 2128 and encodes 654 amino acids.